Molecule: messenger RNA, 873 nt
Organism: Fonsecaea multimorphosa CBS 102226
Lineage: Eukaryota; Fungi; Ascomycota; Eurotiomycetes; Chaetothyriales; Herpotrichiellaceae
Exons: 1
Coding region: 1-873 (290 amino acids)
Biological process (GO): fatty acid beta-oxidation
Cellular component (GO): mitochondrion
Molecular function (GO): enoyl-CoA hydratase activity
Source: RefSeq, a predicted model, not a curated record
AUGUCUUCAUACCCAUCGACACUAACCACGCCCCCGCCGGCAACGCCAAAGACGAUCCUCCUCUUCCCCUCCCCCGCGGUAUUGGUGGUCGUGCUCAACAACCCACGGGGGCUGAACUGCCUGUCGACGUCGAUUCACUGGGCCCUGCACUCCCUGCUGGAGUGGUACGACGACGAAGCCUCGCUGCGGUGCUGCGUGAUGACGGGCAUGGGGAGGGCAUUCUGCGCGGGCGCGGACCUCAAGGAGUGGAACGAGAGCAACGCGCGCAGGGCGGAAGGUGGUCAAGGGCAGAGAGUGAUGCCGGCCAGCGGGUUCGGGGCCGUGUCGAGGAGAAGUGGCAAGAAGCCCGUCAUCGGCGCGAUCAAUGGAUUGGCCUUCGGCGGCGGGAUGGAGAUGGUGGCGAACAUGGACUUGGUCGUCGCGUCAAAGUCCGCGUUGUUUGCGCUGCCGGAGGUCAAGAGGGGCGUCGUCGCCAUCGCGGGCGCGCUGCCGAGAAUCGUGAGGACGCUGGGAAGGCCCAGGGCCAUGGAGAUGGCCUUGACGGGUCGGACAGUCUCGGCCGCUGAAGCCAGGGAAUGGGGCAUGGUCAAUGCGGUCACCGACGAUGCACCCGUCGACGCCGACAUCUUGGACAGGCCGGUGGUCAAGAAGGCCCUCGAAUACGCAAAGGACAUCUGCAACAACAGCCCCGACAGCGUCAUCAUCAGCCGCGCGGGGGUCAUUCAGGGCUGGGAAGAUGGGAGUGCUGAACAUGCGACCCAGAACAUCGUCGAGGUCUAUUCCAAGAGGCUGAAUGAGGGAGAAAACAUUCGCGAGGGCGUCCGAGCAUUCGUAGAGAAGCGCGCUCCACGAUGGGUCCCCAGUAAAUUGUAA